Pectinophora gossypiella (pink bollworm) is the source of this 6466-nucleotide messenger RNA. RefSeq lists its product as uncharacterized. The transcript has 13 exons. Lineage: Eukaryota; Metazoa; Arthropoda; Insecta; Lepidoptera; Gelechiidae. The record is from RefSeq and is a predicted model, not a curated record. Gene Ontology annotation, molecular function: protein binding. The coding region runs from base 151 to 2682 and encodes 843 amino acids. Gene Ontology annotation, biological process: negative regulation of inflammatory response.
UUAUUAAAUUGUCAAAAUAUCAAAAAGUGUCCGGUGCGUGCGUGGCGGGGCUGCGCGCGCGAUGCGCGGCGCGUGCGCGGUGCGCGGCGGCGCGCGGUGACGGGCGCAUGCGCGCGCGGCCGGGCCGCAUGCGGGCCGCCAGCCGGGUCAAUGACCUCGCCGGCGUUUGUCGUGCUCACGCUGGCACUUGUUUGUUCCAUCUUCGGCACAGCAUCGGAACAAACAGCUGAUCCUGCCAGCGAGCACGCAAUGCAUACGCAACACAACAUGCCCAUCAUCCACGAUGUUAGCAGAAUCGACCUCAGUAUGACUCGGACCAAUAGUGAUAGCUACAACGUAGAACAUAACUUAGAAUACGACAUUAACAAAUUUAGAAGCAAAGACAAUGUUGUCUUUCAAACCACAGAAAAACCAAACUCGAAAUCGUACUCCAAAUUUAAAGAAGGUAAAUCAAAAAGAAAUGAUUAUGUACCUUAUAGAGAAGAGAAGAGAUUUCACAGCAAAAAAAGUGAAAACUUUAAUAAUGUACAUAAAAUAACUUCUAAAGAACCAACUGUAGUUAAAUUUAUACAUUUUCGUAGACGCAACGAAGGAACGUCUGAUAAUUUAGGUGAAGCAAUAAAAACGAGACAUGAAGAAGCUCAUCCAGUCGAACAUGUAAGUUUUACAGAUAAGGAAAUAGGACUACAUAAAUAUCUACCGAAUCAUAAAAGCAAACAGAAUGAUCGUAGAAAAGUUGGUAAAGACGAAGUCCAUACGAAGACGAUAGCGUCUAAAUAUAUCGGGGAAGAUAGACAUUGGAGUCAAAAUUCAAAAGGAACAAUACCAGGUGUGAAGAUGUCAGAAAUGACGUAUCUGACUCAGUUUGAAAGGUUCUUGAAAAGAGUGAAAAGGCAAGAGACCACAGACAGUUGUGACGCGUUCACUCUGAACCAGAAGUCUAUGAAGAUAGAACAUCCACACGACACGCAGGGCAAAGACAAGAAUUACUACAGCAAUAUCGAUUGUGUUCAUGUACUUCAAGCUAACGAGAACCAGGUUAUAAAACUGACGUUUAUAGACGUCUUCCACAUAGAGUACCAUGCCAAGUGUCAGUACGACUUUUUGGAGAUUCGCGACGGCAAAGCAGGGUACGCGAAGCUCUUAGGCAAGUUCUGCGGCGACGUGUUCCCAACAGAAGUGGUCUCCACAGGGCCCUUCAUGUGGCUCAAGUUCCACUCAGACGAGACCAUCGAGUACGAAGGAUUCACCAUCAAAGUCGAGUUCUGUGCGGCCACUAGCCACAGCAUUCCCGACGCUUGCUACCAGGAGCUGUCCGGCCUCAGCGGCGUCAUCGACUCGACCACCAUCGACGAGUGUCGCGAGAAGUCAGAGAACCACGCCCUCGACGUGCUCUGGACUGUUCGGACUCCAGAGAACACUGACAUCUUCCUCAAUUUCACCACAUUUUCUCUUUUCAAACCAAACGAGUGCGAGGAAAACGUGGUACAGGUGUUCGGACACAUUCUGGAAGAGGACUCGAGGUUGGCGCACUACUGCGGCUCGAUAGCCAACUCGGUGACAACAAAGAUCUCCGACAGCAAGACAGCUUCAGAACAAGGAAACCUGAUGUACGUGCAUCUGUACGCCAGCCAGACCGCCGCUAAGGAUACCAAAAUCAACGCCACCUUCACCGCCUUCCGGACCCUCGACCCCACCAAGGAUGAGAAAUGCGACGAGGUUGAGGAACUCAACUGCGAAGACAACACCUGUAUCGACUUCAACCUGCGCUGCGACGGCUACGCGCACUGCCGGCUCAAGGCUGAUGAAGACCCUGAACUUUGCAAGACGCAGACAGAGUCGAUGCUGCAGCAGACGCACAUCUUGGUGAUCUUGGUAAUCUUCUCGCUGAUCCUCUCCGGGAUGAGCUUCGUCUUCCUCUUCAAGUGCUUCCGGAAGCUCUACCAGGACCACAAGAUCAUCAAGGAGCACAUCAGCCAAUCGUGCGAAGACCGCCUGGACGGCAUGUUGUUCAACGACAGCCGUCUCACGCUGGAUCCCAAACGCCUGCAGUCGCACGCGCACAGUGGCAGCGAGCCUCGAGCCAGUUUGGAGAGGGAGAACCAUACCAAUGAGCUCGUCAAGCAGAAGCGAAGCCACUCGCAGCAUAAGCAAACCAGCUUAGAAUCUGAUUUCCAAGAUCUAACCCAUCUAGACAUCGACGAAGAACCGUGGAGAAGAGAAGUAGACAGUAUACCAGAACCUCAAGAAAUAAAGAUAGAACGCAACGGCAGAACUAGACGCAGUGACACUAGUAAGAAAGAAGAGGCCAUGAGGAGUCGGAAAGAGAGUGUAGAAGAAAAGAAAGAGAUAAGAGAUGCGGCAGUAGGAGCGCCGGAUACAAAGGAGUCUGGAUGCCAGACGAGAGAGAGCCUGUUUCAAACUGAGACUGCGCUUAGCUCUGAUGGUUCGAACAGUAACAGCAACAGCCGAGGGUUCUCAACGUUCGGCUACUCCGGCGCAACCCUCGUCCGCCCCUCCCCGCCCGCACCCGCCAUCUCCACCAUGCACAUAGAGCUCAUGAAGAGGCCUUCGCAGGACUCCGCUAAGACACAAAAGAAAAUCCCAGAACGUCGACCGAUGAGCACGGAGACGACGCGUUCUGCUCCUGACGUCAUCAUCGUCUCCAAGCCGAUUCGCUGAGGAUGACCUCUGGGGCCCCCGCCGUGGGCCCCAACCCCCCCGCCAUCGUGGCCCUGGGACCCCGUGCGGGACCGACCCGACGGGUCCUUCCAGCCCCCCUGUUACCACGACUUCUCAAGGAGCAUGACCUUCGAAGAAUGCGGUGGUUACUAUAGCAAAUACUUUGACGAACAACCCAAGUUGAUAUACGAUUAUUGUUUGAAAAGUGACUAUUAUAAAUCUAAAACUUUACCAAGGAAUUUGGGCUCUUCUGUGGAUUAUAAGCCAAAGGUUCAUCCGCAAAGGAGUGUGUGUUUUUAUGGUGUUGAGGAUUCUCCUUGCAGGAGACACAGGACGGUGGUGGUGACGGCCGAGAUAGAGCCUCACAGGUAACGAAUGUGAAGCCUAGCGUUAGAAGUAGUGUUGUGAUCGCUUGAGUUUGGUUUUUAUAUGAUAUUGUUCGGUUAACAUAAAUCGCAUUUUGAAACUGUGACCAGAUGUUAGAAGAUAUGCUAAGGUUCGUGAGAGUUUCAGUUGUUUAGUCGUUAAUUUUACUAGUCAUUACAUAACAUAAGCUCACGAUUAGGUCCCAAUUGGGGUAGUCAGAGGUAAUCCAUCGCAAGAUGAACUAAGUACCCACACCUCACCGAGCUUUCUGUUAGACCAACGUGAUAAGUGAGCCGUAUCGCCGUCUAUAAUGGUCGAGCCAACUGUGUUAGUGAAAACUGCACUAUUGGGUAGUUUCCUAGGUUAAGAGACUAUGAUUUAUAAAUAAAGACAGAUCUAAAGAUGUCAAAAACGUUUUCUUUUUUGGGUGAAUAUCAAAAUGUGCCAAGUUUGGUGGCGAACUUUCAUAUAAUUUUUUCGUGAAAGGAUCCAAAAGAAUCCUUUUUCAUGUCGGAACCCAGGAUCCUUUUGGAUCUUUUUCAUGUCGGAACCCAAUUUUUCACGAAAAAAUAAUAUGAAAUUUCGCCAACAAACUUGAAAUUUUGAUAUUCACCCUUUUCUAUUUAACUAUUUUAUGAAUUUUAAUAAAGAAAAAUGUAAUAAUAAGUGCGACAUAUUAUGACAUCACAAUUUGCUUUUUCAUACAAAUACCAUAGUAAUCUCGUGUUUUGACGGUUAGUAAAAAGUAACUGAUUUGACUAGUUGGAAUCUACCCUAUUAUAGUGCUUAUAUUAUUUUAACAUCUGGUCACAUCUUACACACUGCCGUUAUUAUGCUACGGAAAAUAUAAUUUAUAUUACAAAUAUAAAUUAAAAAUAAUUAUUACAUAAUAAAUAAUAAUAAUUUAUAAAUAAAAUUGUUGAUUUAGGAUAUGAUUAUCGUUUCAACGAAAUAAAAUAUAAUUUACCGUUGAUAAAACAAAGUCUUCCAAGUUAUCAAUCUUGAAUAUUAAUUGAAAUAAUCUAUUUAGACGUAAUGAGCUCUAUGUAAACUAAUUUUGACGAAUAAAUAAUCUUUUUAGUUUUUAUUUAUGUUAUUAAUAUUUAUGUUAUUAAAUAAAUAAAUAAAUGUUUAUUCAAGCUUUAUUUAUUUAAUUUGGUGGUUCAGUACACGUAACGAGGGACUUUCCAGACUAAUAUCACCAAAAACUAUAUAGAUGGCGUUGUACAGCUUUAACGUGAUAAUUAUGUAUUUCCUCAUUACUGGGGUAAAUACAUAAUUCAUCAUCAUCACCAGCCCAUUAACGUCCCCACUACUGGGGCACGGGCCUUCCCUGUGGAUGGAUAGGGUGAUCGGGCGUUAAACCAUCACGCGGGCCCAUUGCGGAUUGAUCGUUAUUAACGGCACAAAUUCCAUAAUUAUUCCAAAAAAUAUUAAGUACAUAAUUAUUCCAAAAUAAUAUGUAACGGCAGAACCAUAUAAAAAAUAAUUGUUGCUUGAUAUUUGGUUCAUAUUAAAUAUUGUUUCACUUUAUUUUGAUCUGAAUAAUAAUGGGUGGGAGAUGUAAUUCUGCCUGGGUGUAAUAAUAAGGGUCAUUAUUUAUACCAACAAAGAUAAAAGAUGCAUAAUAUGUCUGUUAUUCUCGAAGUUAGAAGGUUAAACGAAGGAAAACUUGUGGUGGUUGAUAUUUAUGUAUGUUAUAUCGUAUGUAUCUAUAUUUUAUUUAUAUACUAUAUACAUAUAUAUACUUAAUGUAGCACACGUAAACACGCAUAUACAUGCAAACACACUCAAACACACACACACACACCCACGCGUUAUUUUUAGCUUGAUAAGUUUUUAUAAUUACAUUGUUUUAAGUUUACGCGGUUAUAAUCAUAAUUAAAACACAUAAUAACAGGUUCUUAUCGUGUUUAAAAUAGGGAUAUGAGACUCCCAUCAUCAUCCCGUGAUUAUGGCACUUGCAAUAGUGUCGAAAUAUCGGGAGUCUCAUAUCCCUAUUUUAAACGCGAUAAGAACCCGUUAUUAUGUGUUUUAAUAAUGGUAAUCACCGCGCAAACCUCAAACAUUGUAUAAAUCCACAAUUAUUUUAUAAGUCAGGUUAAAAAAGGCUCACCUACCACGUUGGUCUAACAGAAAGCUCGGUGAGGCGUGGGUACUUAGUUCAUCUUGCGAUGAAUGUACUUCCGAGUCUCUGACUACCCCAAUUGGGAUACAGUCGUGAGCUUAUGUUAUGUUGUUAUUUGCUUUCUAAAUCCGUUCCUCCAACGCUUCCUCCAGAGAGGAGGAGUUAGGGUGCGACUGAUUUAGAUCUAAAUAAGUAGAUUUUAAAGCAAGCCUCGUUCGAGAGGAUAUUUUGGUAUUCGGAGGAUCAUUACAGAGUGACGACCGAACCCGUUAUUAUGUGUUUUAUAAAAAAAUGUUAGCUGUGUUUACCUUUAAUUGGUAACGCAUUUAGAAUAACACGUAUGUUUGUUGAAUAAGUGUAGUAAUUAUGUUGUAACUGUUGGUAAACCUAAUAAUAAAAAAAACUGUACAGCGCCAUCUUUACUGUUAUUCAGGAACGUAACCUGGAAAGUCCCUUGUUCGCGGUACUCUUCAAGUUAGGUUGUUUGGAAGAGAUCUCUUUUAUAGAUAAGUAUUAUGUCGAGUUUUUCUUUUCCUUUUUUUGUGUAAGUACCAUCACAAUUCACAAGUUAGUUUUCGUUGGAACUAAAGUCUUGUUACCUAUUUUUAUUGAGAAGUUAUUCAUUAACUUACGUUUGUAAUAACCUCCUUCUUUUUGAAGUCGGUUAAAAAAUAUUUAAUGAAAUGUAAUAGUUACAUUAUGUUAUAAUACAAAAUAUCAUCGUUUGCAAAAUGUAAAGCAAUUUUAUUAAAAUUCAUAUUAUGUGUUAAAUUGAUAUAAGGUUUAAAUCAAAUUAUAGUUGAACCGUGUGUAAAAAAAUCAAAGAUUUCUAAAGUUUGAGUAGUUAAUUAAUUAUAAUGUCUUGUACAUAAACUAAUUAUAUUUGUAGCGAACGGACCAAAGCUCUGCUUGAAAUGUUUUACGAAUGUAGAUAAUAAAUGACUAAAUGUAUAUAGUAGAAAAAAAAGAAGAAUAAAAAGAAGAUUUUAUUAUCAAAAAUAAUACAAGAAAUUAUAAUGAAGGCAUAUGAAUGUGGUAGAUAUGAGACAUAUGGCACAACCCACGCGAUUUUUUUGUACAUUUACCUGAAGGUACUUUUUUUUAAUUAUUUUGUCCGCAAGGGGAUCAUAGCCCAUACAGCCAAGUCAUGUGUUAUAUUUAUUUAUUUAUUUAUUUUAAUUAUAAAAUUCAUAGAAGUCUCGGUUUUCGUAUAAGUAUCAUACUUUGUUUUUUUUCUACUAUAGACAAGUAAAAAUGUUAGUAAUAUCCAACGCCAAAUAUCAUUACUAA